Messenger RNA from Pollicipes pollicipes, 1044 nucleotides. RefSeq lists its product as uncharacterized. The record is from RefSeq and is a predicted model, not a curated record. The transcript has 4 exons. NCBI's taxonomy places the organism in Eukaryota, Metazoa, Arthropoda, Thecostraca, Pollicipedomorpha, Pollicipedidae. The coding region runs from base 1 to 636 and encodes 211 amino acids.
AUGCUGAUGUUCGGUUGUUUCCAGUUGGCCGUGAAGGCCGUACGCGGCACGCGGCUGGCUGGCCGACUGGGUGUCCAGGCCAACGGUCUCAAGCACGUCACCACACUGGCGCUGAAGAAGAAGCGUCUGGCUCUGCAGCAGCUGACCAGCGCGAGCCGCCAGCUGAGCCGCGUCGACGCGCGCAACCAGAUCCUGAUGAAGCGGCGGGGCAUUGCGGUGAUCCACGAGCGGGUGCCGACGGCGGCGGCGGCGGCUGGCCGGGCGCGCCGUCCGCUGAACCGCAGCCGCCUGGACGUGUCGGCGCCCUCCGGCGGCACGCUCCUCACCGUACAGUUCAAGAACGACCUGGCCAGGCAGCGCCGACAGCAGCUGCCGAUGGAGCUGGACGAUACGCUGGACGAAGACCCGCCAUCGCCUCCCCCGCCGCCGCCGCCGCCGCCUCCGCCGCGCAAUCGGACCGGCCUGGACCCGCGCAUCCAGCAGGAGAUCGCGGCCAUCCAGGCGCGCGGCCGCGCCCAGCACCAUCUGCCGGCCACGGCGCAAACGUCAGGUGUGGGAAACUUCCGUCCGGCGGCGGCUACCAGUUCGCGCACGCUGAACGACCGCUUCACGUCGGACAGGGUGAUCUACUCGUGAGCGCGGGCCCGCGCCGUUCGCGCAUGAGACGACACCGCUCUGCGACGCACUGGCUGCAGGGUGUGGACUGACUGGCCGCAGUGGCAGGCACGUGGGUCAAGUCGCUGUAGAGUGAGUUUGGUGGCCUAACGUUGUUCCGCUUGUGUUUCCUUAAUCGCGCCGCACCGGGUGCCGGAGGGUCGUUAUGCUGCGCCUGCGCCUGUCCUAGGACCUGUGAGACGGCUGCAAAAGGCGGUGGUUAGCUGGCGGUGCCAAGUCCACGACUUCGCCGAUCUGAUGUAAACUCCUGGAGGCUUGAAAAGCGACGAACGGAGGGAGCGGAGAUAUUUCAUUGCAAUAUAUUGCGCGGCCCUUGACUGCGUGUUAAAUCGGAGUGCAAAUAAAUGAGACCUCUGUCUUCCUCUGGAA